Messenger RNA from Stylophora pistillata, 2460 nucleotides. RefSeq lists its product as uncharacterized. Lineage: Eukaryota; Metazoa; Cnidaria; Anthozoa; Scleractinia; Pocilloporidae. Gene Ontology annotation, molecular function: oxidoreductase activity, acting on paired donors, with incorporation or reduction of molecular oxygen; monooxygenase activity; heme binding. The record is from RefSeq and is a predicted model, not a curated record.
ACAAAACUACACCAAUUGUGCAACUUAUUAGUUUCACAAGCUCAUGACACUGCAAACUAAUACCAACAUCGAAGUAAAGCGCACGCAAUCACUUAAAUAUGGAGUUUUCACUUAAUGUUGGCUCUAUUUUGCUGUUGCCAUUCGCAGCAUUGAUAUUAUGGCUUACAUAUAAAUUCGUGGAAGAGAAGUUGUCUCCGCUACAGAAGAUUCCAAGCCCUCCAGGCAGGUGGCCAUUGAUCGGCCAUGUUUUAACUUUCCUCCAAUCUAAUCAACUGGAAGUGCUACGCUCUUGGAGUGAAAAACAUGGACCGAUGUUCGUCGUUCAUCUAGGUUAUGGAGUUGGGAAAGAUGGCUAUUUACUACAUAUACCUGAUCCUGAGCUCAUCAAGUUCGUGGCUAGCAAUAGCCAUAAAUUUUACAGACCUGACUUUGUCGCAAGAAAUAUUCCAAGUAUAAGCACUGGCUUGUUUGCAUCCAAUGGCAAGGCACAUGCUCGACAAAAAAGAAUGAUUGGUCCUGCAUUUACUUCCAAGUACUUGAAAGGAUUUUUGGGAAUCUUCAUAGAAAAUGUUGAUAACCUUGUUAAGCUAUGGUCAACCAAGCUGAAAGAUCCUGUUGAAGUUCAUGAUGAUUUGACACAUUUAACUCUGGAUGUGAUCGGUCAAUCUGCAUUUGGUUACAACUUUAACACUGUCUUAGCAGGGGAGAGCAAAGUUUCUGAAGCAGUGGAUAUGGUCAUUAGUGGAAUGAGUUUUAGACAACUCAUCGGGAAGACCUUUAUUCCCUUUUUUGAGUACCUACCAACAAGUGAAAACAGGAGAAUUAAGACUGCUAAGGAGAUAGCUGACAAUACAGUAUUAGAUGUGAUCAAAGAGCGUCGCAAAGAGAAAAAAGCUGGAAUUGUGAGAGAGAAAAAAGAUCUUCUAGAUGUUCUGAUGGACAUGUAUGAUCAGGAAACAAAUUCAGUCAUGGACGAUGAGGAGUUGAGGAGUCAGGUGUUCACCUUUAUGGUGGCUGGUCACGAGACAACUAGUGUUGCUCUUGCCUGGACCCUCUAUGAGCUGGCAAAGAAGCCUCAAAUCCAAGUUGAACUGAGAGAAGAAAUAAACUCUGUGUUACGUGGUGGAACUGAGAUGACAUGGGAUGCAGUUGAACGGCUCACGUACCUUGAAAAAGUCAUUAAAGAAGCGCUGCGGCGCCACCCCCCUGCUAAUGUGACUGGCCGUGCUCCAAUUGAAGAUAUCACUAUCGGGGGAUAUCUGAUUCCCAAGGAUACAGUUAUAAUAUUGCCCAUUGAUGAAUUACAGCGAACUUCCAAAUUUUGGCCAAAUCCUGACGACUUUGAUCCUGAAAGAUUCGAUGAGAAAGAGGACCGAGCAGGUGUAAAGCCUUACACACACAUUCCAUUUGGGGUGGGCUCGCGCAUGUGCAUUGGAUACAAAUUUGCCUUGAUGGAAAUGAAGGUGAUAUUGGCGACUUUGUUGAAGAAAUUUUCGGUCAGUGAGGCUCCCGAGUGUAAAGUUGAAGCCGUGCCAAUGCUGACGGUCCGUCCCGCGGGACUUAAACUGCUGAUAAGACUUGCAACCCAGCCCUGACUACGGAGCAACUUUCAGUUUCUUGAGGAAAUAAAUCUAGGAUUGCGGUGCUUUUGCUUCAUUUCAUUCUGUGAUUGAUCCAGAUAGCUCGCACCACUUUUUUUUUCCAAAUUAGAUGUACAACUUAAACCAAGUGUGAUGUUAUCGAUCACCCUUUCUUGUGCUUGAUUACGUUGAGUACUUCUGCGUCUUUGUUCCUCAGUCUUUGGACUGAUUAGCCAUUGUGGUUACAGCCGUAUUUUGGUUUCAGUUCUUGCUGAUACUCAGUCAAACAGCGUGUUUCCAUUACGUUAACCAGAGCAAACGCAACUGUAAAUGAGUAAGGAAUUAGUACUAAAAUUGUUACAUUGCUUGAUGAAAUAGUUAGAAUUGUGAUCAGAUGCCUGCACACACUUUAUCAGGACAUUUCCCAGAUAUAUAUCAUUAUAACUGUUGGUGGAUGAAUACACUCACUACACAAGUAGUUUAUGUUACAAGUGUUAGCUAAUAAAUUAGUUAUUAUAGUUAUUGUAUGUAGACACAUUACACCAGGUGUUUGUCUUACAAAACGAGAAAUGGAGGUUUUAGUGCCGUCACACAGCUUAUAUAGUCACAAUCGUUGUCGGCGUGGUGCUUGCAGACAUCUAUAGGCACUGACAAAUUGAGAACCGGUCCACGUUCGAGCGAUGUCGAUAAGGGGUGUAUUUCUAUUUUACGAAAGCAAAGAUGUAUACCAUUUAGAUCCAAAAUGACAGUCUUUUGAAGCCGGCACUACGCUGGAAUUUACUGGUUAUAAACAGACACUGUUCUCUCUAUAACUGAUGUUUCUAAUUUCCCAUAUCUUCCAUUAGGAUCAAAUUAUUGUGCAUACUCUAUAAACCGAGAC